AUGUCGACCAGGAGGCAGCCUCUCUCCACCAUCUCCAAUGUCGCCAACUCCCCAUAUCGAGCGGUAGCUUCCACCACAACUAAACAAAAACGAUCAUACGCCAACAUACAACGCGAAGAUGCAUACGGACAACCACCCCCGGCGAAAAAGCAGAUGCUGGAUGCACAUCACCAAACCUUAAGAACGCCUCCACGUCAAAGUAUUAGCCAAGUAUCGGGUGAAGGAAGGAUUUUUACUCGGAGAUCAACUCAGCCAUCCAAUUUUGAACGAAAGUGUGUGGCAGCUAGAGGUGAUAGAGGUGCUCAACAACAGCAGAUUACAAAGGCGGAUAAGGUGCCUGAGGAGAAUUUGGAAUCGAUACGCCAAUGGCAAAAGCAUUAUAGGAAGAGUUUUCCCAAAUUCGUCUUCUACUUUGAGAGUAUACCAGAGGAUGUCCGACUUAAAUAUACUAAACAAGUUCUCGCCCUAGGUGCACGCGACGAAAAGUUCUUCUCGAAUGAGGUCACUCAUGUCGUCACCACUCGAUCGAUUCCACCGGAGACCCCAUUUACUUCUUCAACUACCGCCGAGUUACAUUCGCAACACGGCACUAUUAACCCCUCUUUGCUAGACAGAUCAUCCGAGACUGCAGAUUCAAGGGAAUCUCGAUCGAAGUUUACAUUUGAAGCUCCAGGUGGUAGAAGACUUAACACACAAGGACAUGAUGGAGACACACGACGACAACAAGUCCGUAGCUCGGAUGUACUAUACAAGGCGCGAGAGUUGGGGAUGAAGAUAUGGGCAUUGGAAAAGUUGCAACGAAUGAUGACAACAAUGUUUGACACAGAUACUGGUUACCAAACAGCACAUAGUCACAACACAAGGAGUCAUUCCGUUCAGGGUGGGACGAUAAGCAGAGGAGGCCGAGAAGCUGACCUAUCCCAAUUAUUGAGGAAUGAACGAAUUUAUGGACCAUCCGAUCGAGACCUUAGCGUCGCUACAAAAGAAAUGACUAUAUUCAGAGGGCCUUAUAUCUACAUUCACGAUAUCGAUGAAAAGCAAAAGCCAAUUAUGGUUCGAGAAUAUAACAAAGUUGCCCGCAAAGAAGAGGGAGAUUGGCCUCAAUUCCGUAGUGUUGCAAAUGGCAAGUGUCCAUUUGUGGAGGAAGUAGAGUACAGUCGCCGUGAGGUGGAGAAAGAAAAGGAAUUGAUCCGUAUCCAAAGGCAAAAGGAAAAGGAGAGGGCUGCAGUUCCAAGGACACGAGCUGCUGCUGCGGUAGAAGCAGCUAAAAUGCAACCACCAAAGGCAAUCAGCAAACGAGCACUAUCCCAACUUGAUGAUGGAGCAAAUAGAAGCGUUACUGUUUCGACAAAUCAAGCUAAUCCAUUUGAUACUGAUAGAAGUAAUCGUGCAGAACUUGAGUCUUCUUCUCGAGGACAAAACGCGUUCGUCAGUCGUGCUGGCGUUGGUAGAUUGUUUGGAGGUGAGCCUGUUGCAUCGGGAGUUCAACCAUCGAACAUUACUUCUGCUAUUCGCUCUCAAAUGAUUUCUUCAACUGCAGCUCAACCAGGACUCAAAGCUGGAACAAGUAAAGAGAUACAUGGGCUGCAGAGAAAGGUUCUUGAGAAGACGAAUGGUGGAACCGGAUCCCAUCGUUUGACUGACAUCACUGCUGCUGUGAGAGAAGAUACAGCCACUCGCCCCGCAAAGCGUGAGGCACAAAAGAAACUUGGUGUAAUUGAAGAGGAUGAUGUUCCUACAGAAAAAGAAGAAGCGGCAAGAAAGAUGGAAGCUUCUCGCAAAGCAAAAGCUGUUCAGCAAAGAAAGCUUGAGAAGCGUGAUCCAAAGCCCGGAUACUGUGAAAAUUGCGCUGAUAAAUUUGAAGACUUUGAUGAGCAUGUUGUCUCACGCAAACAUCGUAAAUUCGCGGAAAAGCUCGAGAAUUGGAAAGAACUCGACGCCUUACUAAAUCAACUGGUUCGACCUCUUUUAUGA
Molecule: messenger RNA, 1974 nt
Organism: Botrytis deweyae
Lineage: Eukaryota; Fungi; Ascomycota; Leotiomycetes; Helotiales; Sclerotiniaceae
Exons: 3
Coding region: 1-1974 (657 amino acids)
Biological process (GO): positive regulation of nuclear cell cycle DNA replication; regulation of cell cycle phase transition
Cellular component (GO): nucleus; Dbf4-dependent protein kinase complex
Molecular function (GO): zinc ion binding; nucleic acid binding; protein serine/threonine kinase activator activity
Source: RefSeq, a predicted model, not a curated record